This is a messenger RNA of Leptopilina heterotoma, 3579 nucleotides long. RefSeq names its product zinc finger protein chinmo (gene chinmo). Bases 577 to 1926 code for a protein of 449 amino acids. Gene Ontology annotation, molecular function: protein binding. Gene Ontology annotation, biological process: regulation of transcription by RNA polymerase II. The transcript is spliced from 7 exons. The record is from RefSeq and is a predicted model, not a curated record. Gene Ontology annotation, cellular component: nucleus. Lineage: Eukaryota; Metazoa; Arthropoda; Insecta; Hymenoptera; Figitidae.
AGAAACAGACGGAGACACUAGAAGAAUAUAGGAAAACGCCUAACCUUUAGGACGUCAGUCAGUUCGACUUGAUUCAGGCUUUGGAGCCGGGCUGGUUGCUGGUUCUCAAUCUCAUUCGAGUUUAUUACGAGUUUAUUUAUUAUUUUGCAGUUUGACUAUGCAUUGUUUACAAUAUAUUUAUUAUGAAAUCAAAUGACGCACUCGAGUUUACUACCAAGACAUUCCUUGUUCUGGAUUUCGGCGAUUCGUUCACUGCGGCAGUGAAGAAACGUUGUAUUGGGGUUUCGGCAACUGGCAACGAGGAAGUAGAGUAAAUGGACAAUCCUAGUUUCAUGUGUUGCAGUGCGUGGUGCAUCGAUCCGUUAUUUCUUUUUCGCCUUUUUCGCCUUUUUCGCGCCUUUCGCUUCUCUUACCCUCAUAAAUCAGACAUCAAAUUUAUUCGGAAACGUCACGUGGCCUCAUUAUUUAAAUCAACUUGAAGAAGCGGUGGACAGCAGAAACAAUCGGGAGGGAAAGUUUUUCUUGAAAGCAAACACUGACAGAGUUGGCGAGGAACUUGGAUCUGGGGAUAACAUCAUGGACUCACAACAACAAUUUUGCCUUAAAUGGAACAGUUUUGGCAAUAACUUGGCAACGGCAUUCUCAAAUCUCUUCAAAAGUGAAAGCUUGACAGAUGUCACUCUUUUUUGUGAAGGAAUUACAUUUAAGGCACACAAAUUGAUCCUAGCUGCCUGCAGUAAGCAUUUUCAAGAACUGUUCGAGAGCAUGCCGCCUUCUCCAGCAGGACUGAUCGUGAUACUGGAUGGCACGAGUGCUCAAAAUAUGUCAUCUCUUCUUGAGUUUAUGUAUCGAGGAGAAGUCCACGUAUCCCAAGAGUCUCUAAGUUCGUUUUUGAAGGCCGCCGAGUGUUUGCAAGUAAAGGGACUCUCGAUUGAGCAUGAGAAACUAGCUGUGGCCCAGAGGCACGUCGCAGACAACAAUAAUUCCUCAGUGACACACACUGACGCUAAAAUGACACAAGUAGUUGAAACGCCUGAAUCAGGACUUUCCCGAAGAAUUAAGAGAACACUUACACCCACACCAUCACCUACUUUAAAUAGUUAUUCUUUGUCAAAUUCUUACUCUCCAGCCAAUUAUUACGAGGGCUCUCAAAAAAGGUUAACAAGGUCUCCUAACGAAAUUGAUAGCUUGGGCAGAGCUAGCGUUCUACGAGAUGGAGCUGCGUUCCGUCCCGCAUCUGCACCGCACACUCUUUUACUAGAAAAUCAGCAAUAUCAUUCAUUUUCACACUCUUCAGAUACUCUCGUACACCCACACACUGCACCUCACACUCCAACGGAAUCAGAGAGAGAACUAGAGAGAAAUCGAUCUGAGAAGCAAGGAAACGAGGAGCACCGGGAAAAUGUUGCUGAAGACCUUCGAGUGAAGCAAGAGCCGAUGUCAAUAAUUGACAGAGAGAAGGACGACAAAAUAAUCGACAGACUAACUAAUGAAGUGUACUCUGGGAGAGGAUUUGAAAUCGGAAGCUACAACACUACAGCGGAUCACUUACAGCACGGAGUGCAACUUGGCCCCAGCAUGGCCAGUCUUCCUCCCGUUCAUCCACCGACACCCGACCUCAGUCCUGUACCACCGACACCUGCCAUGUGGAACUCAAAAAUAAACAAAGUUGGCACAGUUUCUACACCUGAUGGCAAGAAACUAAAGUGCCCCUUUUGUGAGAGACUUUACGGCUAUGAGACGAAUUUGCGAGCCCACAUAAGACAGCGCCAUCAGGGUAUUAGGGUUCCGUGUCCCUUUUGCACCAGGACCUUCACCAGGAACAAUACGGUGCGACGACACAUUGCUCGGGAGCACAAGACAGAGUUGAGUUUAAAGUCCUUCCAACAGGCGAACCACUCGGUAUCCGAUACUGUAUCUCAAUAGUAUCCAUUCAAACUGAAAGCGUAAUUAUUCGAACUGCAAAUCAUGAUGAAAAACGAUUACUAUAGGGACCUGCGAGUGUCGAAUUAGUCACCCCUCUUAAAACUAAAUAUAUGGCAUCCAAAACUGUUCUUACUUUCGUUAAAACCACAGAUUUUUAUGAGAACACGAAAACUGAAUGAGGCAUUGAAAAUGUCGCAGCUCAUGAGUAAAAUGUAACAAUGAGAAAGCAUCAAACACAAAACUAGUCAAUGAAAGUGCAACAGUGAAAUAUAAUUAUUACUACGUGUGCUAAACAAAUAAAUGGAAAUAAGCAGAUGCAUAUUUUAUAGUCUUAAACAAUGAAUGAAAGAGAAAAAGUAUGCGUGCUGCCAGAUCUACAAGUUCACAGACAAAACUGCAAAUUAUCUCAGGUUAUAUUAUAGAUAUUAUAGGGCAAAUUUUGUAAACUGGAACUGCAACUGCAACUGAUGAAAGACCGUGUUACCAUUGAUAUAAGUGAAAUUUUUAUAAAAAGCAAAUCUAUAUAGCAAACAGAUGAUUGAGCACUCGAUUGCAAACACGAGCCGUUUGUAUUGUGGUGCCAAUCAGCCAAUACUCUCAAUACUGCUGUUCAAGUCUGAACCAAGAACCAAGAACCAAGAAUCAAGAAUCAAGCUAGUACUUGAAACUGAAAUAUAAUUUUAAGUUAUAACACGCACAGUGCCAAAAAAUAACAUGUCUUUAUAUCAAAGUGAUUUUAUACUUAUACCAGUAGUGAUUUUUUUAAAACUGUUUCUAUUUCUAUGCGAUAGUAAAUAUUAAGGAUGGCCAGACACCGAUGAUUAUUAUAUUUAUGCCAGGCUUAAAGGUUUUUAAAGAACGUGUACGUGCAACACUGCAACACUGCAACACUGCAACACUGCUUCCAACCACUUUCCGGGGCCUUCAGAGUCAUGAUACAUAGUCAUUUCCAUUUUAUUUAUAUCAACUUGUUGAAACAUUUAGACACUCUAGUUCCUACACGUUCUUUAAAAUGUUGUUGCCUAGAUGAGAUAUUACCAGGGUUGCGUUUGAAUUUUUUACGCCUAUUACGCUCACAUGCAUUUAAUCUAAUGAGGCUUCGAAUUACUUUGGUAAUUGCAAAACUUGAAUUACAUUUCCAAUUGUAAUAUUCGUAAAAAAAUGCCAACCCUGAACAUCAAUAUCAUUUUGUUACCUGUUUACAUUAUUUAGUACAAUGGACUUUUGUCCAUAGCAAUAGGUUCGCGAACAUGAAGAAGACGUCACAAAUAGGAAGUAGUUUAUGGUUAACUUGAUGGCCAUAAUUCUAUGAUAAACAGUGAUCAAUAACUUUAAUAAAAUGCUGCUAGUCAAGACACCUCCGAUAUUCUAUUGUUGCAGUAUUUACAAGUUUUACAAGUUUUUCUCAUUUUUUGUUACAGACGUUUAAAGAAUUAUUACACAACGAUAUACCUAUAGUUAGUUUGUUAAAGGCAAUAGAGCCGUCACAGGAUUAUUUAGUAUUUAAAAAUGUUUUUGUUUUAUUAACUUAAAGUGUUUAAUUGAAGAACCAGUAAAAAUAUUUAUUUUUAAAUUUUCUACAGAGUCCUGGACAUGACUCUAAAAUGUAUGUUCAUUUGUUAGAUCUUUUCUUUGAUUCUCUUUAAAGUUUGU